AUGGCCGCUCCUAGACCAAACAGUGGUGCGGCGGCGUUCGUGCACGCUCCCACGCCUACCGGCCUGUACGGCUGGUCAGACGAGACCGAGGAUGAAGAGGCUCGCGCCUUGAUGGCAUCCGCCGAUGAUGCCAAUGGCCAAGGAGCAUCUACUGGACCUCUCCCGGAGGAGGCAGAAGGAGAAGUCGGCGUACUCUUUGUCCAUAAUGUCAUGGCAUUCUGCCAACUUAACUGCGAGAUAGACCUCGAUGCCGCGUGUCGCGCUCUUGGGAAUUCGGUUUACAAUCCUGAAGAGUUCCACAGCGUUCGCGUGGAUGUCCGUUGUCGGACAAAUUGUGUCGCGUCCAUCAACAUAUUCAGCAACGGAAAGAUGCUCGGGACAGGAGCCAACACGGUGGAAGAACUGCGGCGAACAAUGAAGAAGAUAGCCAGGCGGCUUCAGCGCCAUCCUCUUACUAGAUAUAAAGUUUCGAUGACGCGGUUCCGAGUGUCAAACAUUCUCGGGAGCUACGCUUACCCCUACCCUAUUUCACUACACACUCUUGCAGCUCAGAGGGACCUGCAUGUCGACUAUGAACCUGAACGCUUUCCUGGCGCCCGCGUGAAGAUUUCAAUUCCAAAAGCGUCAGAUGCGAUUCCUGAUGAGAAGAACGCCGAGAAGGCAGCGAGAGGCGGUGCCUGGACAUCGCAAGGCUCGUCGCAUCGCCCGCAGGGCGCGGGCGGCAAAGAUGAGAUUGUCACACUACAGCUCUUUUCUACGGGGAACGUGACUCUCACCGGGGGCCGCUCUUUAGAGAGCACGGCAUACGCAUUGCAGUGCGUGCUACCUUUUCUGCAGAUGUGUCAAGUGGUGAACGGGACAAGUUGA
Molecule: messenger RNA, 867 nt
Organism: Besnoitia besnoiti
Lineage: Eukaryota; Apicomplexa; Conoidasida; Eucoccidiorida; Sarcocystidae
Product: TATA-box binding protein TBP1
Exons: 3
Coding region: 1-867 (288 amino acids)
Biological process (GO): DNA-templated transcription initiation
Molecular function (GO): RNA polymerase II general transcription initiation factor activity; DNA binding
Source: RefSeq, a predicted model, not a curated record